Molecule: messenger RNA, 1254 nt
Organism: Triticum dicoccoides
Lineage: Eukaryota; Viridiplantae; Streptophyta; Magnoliopsida; Poales; Poaceae
Exons: 2
Coding region: 1-1254 (417 amino acids)
Source: RefSeq, a predicted model, not a curated record
AUGCCGCCAGGCCCGAGUUGGGCAGACCUGCUACCGGAGCUUGUCUGCCGCAUCGCCGACGGCCUUGACGACCUCAAGUGCUACGCGAGUGCGCGGGGCGCUUGCAGGACAUGGCGUCACACGCUCGUGCUACCAUCACCGUCGCUGCUCGUUGACCAUGGCGACGAUCCUUCCAAGCGUUGCACCACCGCUGCCAUCAAGCGUCGUACCACCGCGGCCUCAAUCCCCGCGCAUCGCUCCUUCGAGCUCAACGCCAUCCCUUCAGGCAAGACCUGUCUCGGCUGUUGUAGCGGAUGGCUCGCCCUAUCCGUCCGCAUCGACGAUGUUCAUAGCCUGCUCAGCCUCUUCCACCCCAUCACGGCCGCCGAGAUCCUCCUACCCCCGCUUGUCUACGACAGCCGCCUCGUCUCCAAGAUUGUCUUCGCGCCCAACCCUGCCACUAAUGACUUCAUGGCCGCUGUGAUCUAUGACAUCGAUAGGGUUGCCUACGUUACCGCAGGGGCUAGGAGGUGGGCCGUCCUCGACCCCAUUCGCCUCGCCGUUGGAGACCAGCUCGCCGACCUCCUCUACCAUGGAAAUGGUAGGGUCUACUGCCUCACUCGGUUUGGAGACGUCCAUGUGCUCCUCCUACCGCAGCGCUGCCGCCGGGAACCUAUCAUCCUCGAGGGGCCCACAUCAACAUAUCCUGCGGUGCAUAAUAGGCAAAUCAUCGAGAUGCAUGGGAUAGGACCGGAUCUAAAUGCGCCGGCCACCAUUGAGACGUUGUUCUCGUCUGUGAGAAGCAACCUAUCGUUCGAUGACGACGCCGGUUUCGCCCCGCCAUACAACACAAUCUCGGCUUUCACUAGUGUCAAGAACCUGGUGUUCUGUGAUGGUAACCUGUACCAAAUCUGGAGGAAUGCGUCCUGCACGGUUACUUUGCAGCUGCCAGAAGGGGGUCGAUGUCGUGUAGCACAUGAUGAGAUAUUUGUUCUGAGGUAUGACCCCCAGCGCCAACCAUGUCGGGACGUUGUGGCCGACUUAGGGGGAUAUUCAGUGUUUAUUGGGAGGAACAAUUCAGUGUCGAUAUAUGCGGAAGGCAUGCCGGGACUUAAGGGUGAUUGUGUGUACUGGAUUGGUGGGAGAGGUAGGGAUCAGGGCAUGGUCUUUGACAUGAAGACUGGCAGCUCAACACCUUGCAUUCCCCUCGUGGAUGGUGUUCUUUUGGGGUCUCCACAAAGCACAAUAUGCUGGUACUUUCUAAGCGACAAAUGA